Messenger RNA from Tachysurus vachellii, 4137 nucleotides. RefSeq names its product tripartite motif containing 32 (gene trim32). The coding region runs from base 91 to 2091 and encodes 666 amino acids. The record is from RefSeq and is a predicted model, not a curated record. NCBI's taxonomy places the organism in Eukaryota, Metazoa, Chordata, Actinopteri, Siluriformes, Bagridae. Gene Ontology annotation, molecular function: protein binding; zinc ion binding. The transcript has 2 exons.
CGUCAUCUCCGCAGUGCUCGGGUUGUUGAUGCUGCAUCACCACCUCAGGCUGGCGUUGAGCUGUGAGCUGAGGAGUUCGUGAAAUGCAUCAUGGCAGCUGCAUCAUGUCUGGAUCCAGACCUGGUGCGAGAGGUGCUGGAGUGCCCCAUCUGCCUCGAAACGUACAAUCAGGAGCAACUCCGUCCCAAACUGCUCCAGUGUGGCCACUCCGUAUGCCGACAGUGCCUGGAGAAGCUCCUGGCGAGCACCAUUAAUGGCGUGAGAUGCCCGUUUUGCAGCAAGGUGUCCCGCAUGAGCAGCAUCUCACAGCUGGCUGAUAAUCUCACAGUGCUGAAGAUCAUCGACUGCGCGAGCUCCUGCAGCUCAGCGGCCGGCCUUAUGUGCAAGUCCUGCAAGAACCGUCUGCCGCGUCACUACUGCUCCGACUGCUCUGUGGUACUAUGCGAUGCCUGCAAGGUGGAAGGUCACCAGCAUCAUGGACACUCAGUGCAGACCAUCCGUGCCGCUGCCGAACACCGCCGGAAGGACCUCGGCGGAAGGCUGACAACUCUUCGAGAUACCAUGGUGAAUAUUCAAAAGAAGAAAGCGGCGAUCGAUAGCGUUUCGAAAUCCCUGCGUCUAAAAUACAAAGCGGUGCAGCAGGAGUACGCAAGGUCUGAGCUGCAGCUUCAGGAAGAGCUCGGGCGAUCGCGCCGUGCUUUUGCGGCAUCCCUAGCAGAGGUCGAGAAGCUCAAUUCUCAGAUUCUUGAGGAGCAAUCGUACCUCCUGAACAUCGCCGAGGUCCAGGUUGUGUCUAGGUGCGACUAUUUGACCAUGAGGAUUAAGCAAACAGACACCGCUCUUCUAGAAGAGGCAGGCGGGAACGACGAAGAAGAGCUGGAUGUAAAAAGCAAUCUCCCUGUACUCCUGAAGUUGCAAGAACCUGAGCUGGUCAAACCGGAGAACCCACAGUCGUUAGAUAUGGGGCAGCUGAUGACCAAACAGUGUACCGUGAACACAGAUGAAGAGGACAGUCAGGAGUUAGCUGCUGCUGCUGUCACUGCCACCACUGCUCCUGGAGUUCUGUAUUGUGAUGUCGAUAUGACGAGCACCAUAGAGGAAGCAGUGUGCGCUUCACCAGGCAGCUUUAAAUCCAAAUCCGUAGACGGGGGUGGACCUGCAACCGGAGGAGCGUCCGGAGGUCAGUUUUGUCAGUUUGUUAAGAAGAUGGGGUGCAAAGGGAACCUCCCAGGUAUGUUUAACCUGCCGGUGAGCAUCUGCGUAACUCCUCAUGGUGACGUUCUGGUGGCGGACCGAGGCAACUAUAGAAUUCAGAUCUUCAACCGCAAGGGCUUCCAGCGAGAGAUCCGCCGCAACCCGAGCAGCAUCGAUAACUUUGUCUUGAGCUUCCUAGGUGCCGACCUUCCCAAUCUCAUCCCCUUGUCCAUUGCCAUCACCCCUCAGGGACUUAUCGGUGUCACAGAUAACUAUGAUAACUCUGUCAAGGUUUACACGACGGACGGGCACUGCAUCGCGUGUCACAAGAACCAACUGAUCAAGCCAUGGGGAAUUGCUGCCAUGCCUUCUGGGCAGUUUGUCGUGUCCGACGUGGAAGGGGGCAAGCUCUGGUGCUUGGCGGUGGAUCGAAAUGUUGGGGUUGUGAACUACAAUAGGUUGUGCUCAGCUGUCAGGCCUAAGUUUGUGACUUGCGACUCUUCUGGGACAGUUUACUUCACACAAGGUUUAGGACUGAACAUCGAGAACAGGCAUAACGAACACCACCUGGAAGGAGGGUUCUCUAUCGGGUCAGUCGGGACGGAUGGCCAGCUUGGGAAACAGCUAAGCCACUUUUUCUCCGAAACCGAGGAUUUCCGGUGUAUCACAGGAAUGUGCGUGGACACCAAUGGGGACCUGCUGGUGACGGAUAGCGGCCGGAAGGAGAUCCUGCAGUUCCCCAAAGAAGGAGGUUAUAACAUUCUGAUUCAGGAGGGACUGACAUGUCCCGUCGGAGUGGCUGUCACGCACAAAGGACAGCUUCUGGUUUUGGACUGCUGGGACCACUGUGUCAAGGUGUACACCUAUUUACAGAAGCGGCGCUCUUCGACUUGUUAAGAUCGCACAGCUUUAUUUCCUAGUCACUUUAACUCAAGGUCUGCAUUAUCUCAAAUAUUUUGUUGGUAGGGUUGAAAGAAGAGCAGAUGAAACACUACUGCCAGCGAGAGAUGGGGGACAAAAUGGCCUCGCUGGUAUGGCAUAGGCUCCUUUUUUGUUUGUUUGUUUGUUUCUUUGUUUUUUUUCUUUCGGAAAUACCGCACAACAGACGGCAAUAAGUUGACGUGUUGUCUUUUAUGUGGGAGUGUUUGUGAAAUUAUUAACGUAUACAAAAGCAUCAAAUUGGAGGACUGCAGGGUUCAAGUCAAGAGCUUAACCAAAUGGAAAUAUUAGAUCCGGAUGCAUAAACAUGUAAAUCACACCAAUUAACGAUUCUUGCUCAUGUCUCUUUCCAUCCACCGAUGUCUUCAACAUCAAAGUGCUCUCUCGUAUCAUGGAACACUUACGUAGUUUCAUCCUGCAGCAUAAAAUAUCAGAACUCAGUGUAACUCUAUCUGUUAUUCUGUGGUAUAAAAUGAUUAUUAUGAUGUUGCACUUAAUAAAGUCAUCAACAUAGAUGUCGAUUGUUGUAGUUACCAAAGUAUUCUAAGAUCAGGAUUUCUCAGCAUGCGAUCCCUGCAAUAGUUUGUCAUUUCACCACAGAAAAUCCGACCUGCCGACCUUUAGGAAUUGUGCGUAGGCGCUCACACAAUUUCUUACAAGUUUACACUAAAAAAAAAAAACUCUGGUAAAAGAGCAGCGGCAGACGAGGCUGGUGAUGUAUGUACCUGGAAUUGCGUAGGAUAUACAAUGUUCUGGAAGCCCCGCCCCCUUUCUCAGUUAAUCACAGCAGUUUCGACAGCAAAGGUACCGUACAAAGAAUUUGAGUUAAUUAUCUGUCUUAAGACCUUCAACUUGGCCGGCGUUAGAACAGUAGUCCGGGUCUUUACGGUAGAACCCGAGUAUAUACGUGGUUAUUCUGUAACCAACAGCUGUGAAGAACUCCUUCCGCCGCUCGUCUUUAAACAAACGUUUACAUGCACGCUUUCUUUUUUACCGUUCUAGAAAAAAACGACACACAGCAAUUAGCAGAAUGCGCACCAUACCAACCUCUUCCACAACUACGCAUUAUUCCUCAUUACAGUUUGGUAGCGAAUUUGAAAACGAAUGCAGGACAAUAUCAACCAAGCCGUAUACAAUCUCCUACAGCGUUCAAGUGUCCUUGUUUUGACUUACAACUUGUUUAUGAGCUGGAAAUAUUAGGCAUAUUAGGAGGAGUCUUAAUCGAAACGUUCAAAUUCAACGUAAUUAUAUGCACUUGCUAGUUUGUUUCGUACCGUACGCAUCCGAGACGCCGAUUCUAUCAGCAAACGACUAGACGCAUCACCCACAGACUCCUGAAUUGUGUUUUUAAUCGUGGUGUUUAACGUGUGUAGCUUUUAAUAGAACCAAAAUAAAGAUCUAAAAGAACAUCUUAAAAAAUAAAAAAUAAAAAAAAUUUAAGACGACAAUCCAGAGCGAGUUCGGUCGUUUAGUCGACUCCUUGAAGUUUGGCAUGUCCCGACGUAAUUUUAUGGAAAUUGUUAUGAAAUUGUAACACUUUUAUUUAAAUUGGUAAUUAUACAGCAUUUCUGUCUGUAAUGCUUUUUGUUUAUCGACAAUAAAAGAAAACUUGACAAAAAAAUAGAGCACUUUAGAAAGCACUUAACUGGAUAAAUACCUCCAGAAUGCAGCACCCAGGGUCAUCUGGGUGUUUUGAUAAUACACCACGUUGGCAAUACUUUGAAUCCGGGACAUGCCGGAUUUAAACCGAGUCUCACACAAGAACUGCAUCUAGUCUAGAAGUAACACGGUGACUCGACACUUUCAACACCGUUAUCAUCCCACCCAUUAUUUAAAAAAUAAAUAAAUGUGUUAAAAAAAACAGGGUGCUGUAAACACACAUCUCGGUCCUGGACACUACACGGUGACACUGUAUCCUUGCAUAGAAGUUGUGAAGUAAAUCUCUCCGAUUAUUUCUUUGUAUUUGUUCAUGAUCGGUUGUGUGCAAUAAAUUCAUUAAUGAAU